AUGAAUAUAGUUGAGUACAGAAAGCAUCAGAAUGAAAACUAAAUAAGAACUUGUUGUUGCAAAAGAAGAGCUCCUUGGGAAUUACAACCAGACAGAAAAGUAUAACAGGUUUUUAAAUUCUUAGAUUCUGAUUGGUACCGCAGAUAAAAAUAUUCCCAAUAAUAGAGUAGAGACUUCUAAGUAUAAUAUGCUCACAUUCUUACCCAAAAACUCAUUAGAAUAAUUUAGGAAAGCAUCUAAUUUGUAUUUUUUGCUUUUAGGCAUAUUGUAAUCAAUUUGAAUUCAAUUUAGUUAAAUCCUUCCUCCAGUCACAACUACUGAUGGACAACCAACUGUUUAUUUACCCCUUUCAUUCAUUAUUAUGGUCAGCAUGAUCAAGGAUUUUUUUGAAGACUUUAAAAGGUACCUCAAUCAUCACCAUUAGACACCGAGCAGAUGAUGAAGAAAACAAUCGAACUGUAUAGAAAUAUUCACUUCGAACAGGAGUUUUCGAAUAUGACAAAUGGUAAAAUGUUUAUGUAGGAGACAUUAUAAGGAUUGCAAAUAAAUAGGUAUGAUUUUAACUUAAGAGUAGAGAAUUCCUGCUGAUAUUAUUAUAUUAGCAACUUCGAAAGGAGGAGAAUGUUUUGUAGAAACUAAGAAUCUAGAUGGUGAAACUAAUCUCAAACCUAAAUAUGCACAUCCAUAAUUGCAAACAUUAUACAGAUAAUUAAAUGAGAAAGAGUUACCUUAUAAUUUGUAAUUUUGAAAUAAAAUAUCUUAGAUUUGUGACUAUGGAUUUUGAAAGAUAAAAUCCUCUUAUGUAUAAAUUUAAGGGAAGUUUCAAUAUUGUUAAUGAAAAUAAAGAAUUACCAAAGGAACCAUUAAAUUAUGAAAAUUUUUUAGAAAGAGGAUGUUCUCUUUAAAAUACUGAUUGGAUUUUAGCAGUUACUGUAUAUACAGGUCAUGAUACUAAGAUAAUGAUGAAUUCUAUUAUAGGAAAGAUGAAAUAUAGUACAGUUGAGAAAUUGAUGAGCAAAUAAAUUUUAUGGGUAUUCUUAUUUUUGUUGUUUGAAUGUAUAUUUGCAUCAACAUAUUAUAAUGUAUGGUACUAAAGAAAUGUGAAUGAAUUACAAUCUUAUUUGAAUAUUGAUUAAAAUGCUCCAGAGAAUAAUUCCUUUUACAAUUUUAUAUUAAGAUUUGCAAUGUGGUUUUUAUUAUUAGGUAAUAGUGUUCCAAUUUCAUUAUUGGUUACAUUAGAAACAGUUAAAUUCUUUUAAGCUUAAAUGAUAUAAUGGGAUAAGAAUUAUUUAACCUUUGAUCGACCAGCAGCUGUUCAUUCCUCAAAUUUAAGUGAAGAAUUAGGAGUUAUUGAAUAUAUAUUUAGUGAUAAAACAGGAACAUUGACAUAAAACAUAAUGAAAUUUAAAUCUAUUAUAAUUGAUGAUAUUGUUUAUGGAGAUAUAGAGGAAUAACCUUAAUAAGAAAUAAUAGAUGAGAAACCUUUUAAGGAAAAAUAGAGAAUUGUAUCAUAAAAUGUAGAUUUUACAGAUGACACCCUAUAUUCUGAAUUAGUAUCUGAAUUCAUGAAUAAAAAAUCUGCUAAGAAUUUCUCAAAUAAUGAUCAUGUAUUCUUAACUCUCCUAUGCUUAUCUUUAUGUCAUACUAUAUAAACAGAAUUAGUUGAAAAUAUUGAAUCAGAAAUUUAAUAUAAUGCAAGUUCUCCAGAUGAAUUAGCAUUGGUAAGUUUUGCAGCAGAGAUGGGAUUUAAAUAUAUUGGUAAAGAAGACAAUGUAAUGAAGGUUUACAUUAAACAUAGUAAAGAAACCUUAAAGUUUCAAAUAUAAUAGAUUAUUGAAUUCAAUAGUACUAGAAAGAGAAUGUCUAUAGUUUUAAAAGAUUAAAAUGGAAGAUUGACCUUAUUUUGUAAAGGAGCUGAUAAUGUUAUUUAUCUAUGUUAUAAGAUUUUGACGAAAAUGAUUCUAUUUAGAAAAAUAUCUUAUUUGAAAUUAAAAAACAGUUACAAGAAUAUGCUACAAUUGGUUUAAGAACUUUAGUUUUAGGAUAUAAAGAAUUGGAGUAGAAAGAAUAUGAAAAGUUUUUAUCUGAAUAUAACAGAGCAUAAGCUAUUUUAGAUGAUGAUUAAUUAAGAGAAUCAUUAAUGAAUCAACUAGAAGAAAUGAUUGAAAAUAAUUUAUAAUUAUUGUGUGCAACAGCAAUUGAAGAUAAAUUAUAAGAUAAAGUUGGAGAAGUAAUUGCUGAUUUAAAAUCUGCUGGAAUUAAUGUAUGGGUUUUGACUGGAGAUAAAAUAGAAACAGCUAUUAACAUUGGUUUUUCAUGCAAAUUACUGACAGAUUAAGUUAAACGAUUUAUAAUAGAUGGGGAUGUAGAAGGAUAAGUUGAAAGAUAAUUAGCUAAAGUUACUAAUUACAUUAAUGAUCAUCCUGAUGAACCUUUAUCAUUAAUAGUAUCAGGUGUAGCUCUUGUUAUUAUUAUACACAAUUUUAAAGAAGUUUUCUUUAAAGUGGCUUUGAAGGCAAAUGCUGUUAUGGCUUGUAGAGUUUCACCUAAGCAAAAAUAAGAAAUUGUAAAUUUAGUUAGAAGAUUGACUGGCAAAAUAACUUUAGCGAUAGGUGAUGGUGCAAAUGAUGUUGCUAUGAUUACUUAGGCUCAUGUUGGUAUAGGAAUUAGAGGUUUAGAAGGGUAGUAGGCAGCAAAGGCUAGUGAUUAUGCUAUUGGAGAAUUUAAACAUUUAAGAAGGUUGUUGUUUUAUUCAGGACAUGAAUCAUAUAGGAAAAANUAUUGAUGAUAUUGUUUAUGGAGAUAUUGAGGAAUAACCUUAAUAAGAAAUAAUAGAUGAGAAACCUUUUAAGGAAAAAUAGAGAAUUGUAUCAUAAAAUGUAGAUUUUACAGAUGACACCCUAUAUUCUGAAUUAGUAUCUGAAUUCAUGAAUAAAAAAUCUGCUAAAAAUUUCUCAAAUAAUGAUCAUGUAUUCUUAACUCUCUUAUGCUUAUCUUUAUGUCAUACUAUAUAAACAGAAUUAGUUGAAAAUAUUGAAUCAGAAAUUUAAUAUAAUGCUAGUUCUCCAGAUGAAUUAGCAUUGGUCAGUUUUGCAGCAGAGAUGGGAUUUAAAUAUAUUGGUAAAGAAGACAAUGUAAUGAAGGUUUACAUUAAACAUAGUAAGGAAACCUUAAAGUUUCAAAUUUAAUAGAUUAUAGAAUUCAAUAGUACUCGAAAGAGAAUGUCAAUAGUUUUAAAAGAUUAAAAUGGAAGAUUGACCUUAUUUUGUAAAGGAGCUGAUAAUGUUAUAUUAUCAAUGUUAUAAGAUUUUGACGAAAAUGAUUCUAUUUAGAAAAAUAUUUUAUUUGAAAUUAAGAAAUAGUUACAAGAAUAUGCUACAAUUGGAUUAAGAACUUUAGUUUUAGGAUAUAAAGAAUUGGAGUAGAAAGAAUAUGAAAAGUUUUUAUCUGAAUAUAACAGAGCAUAAUCUAUUUUAGAUGAUGAUUAAUUAAGAGAAUCAUUGAUGAAUCAACUAGAAGAAAUGAUUGAAAAUAAUUUAUAAUUAUUGUGUGCAACAGCAAUUGAAGAUAAAUUAUAAGAUAAAGUUGGAGAAGUAAUUGCUGAUUUAAAAUCUGCUGGAAUUAAUGUAUGGGUUUUGACUGGAGAUAAAAUAGAAACAGCUAUUAAUAUUGGUUUUUCAUGCAAAUUACUGACAGAUUAAGUUAAACGAUUUAUAAUAGAUGGGGAUGUAGAAGGAUAAGUUGAAAGAUAAUUAGCUAAAGUUACUAAUUACAUUAAUGAUCAUCCUGAUGAACCUUUAUCAUUAAUAGUAUCAGGUGUAGCUCUUGUUAUCAUUAUACACAAUUUUAAAGAAGUGUUCUUUAAAGUAGCUUUAAAGGCAAAUGCUGUUAUGGCUUGUAGAGUUUCUCCUAAGCAAAAAUAGGAAAUUGUAAAUUUAGUUAGACGAUUGACUGGCAAAAUAACUUUAGCUAUUGGUGAUGGUGCAAAUGAUGUUGCUAUGAUUACUUAGGCUCAUGUUGGUAUAGGAAUUAGAGGUUUAGAAGGGUAAUAGGCAGCAAAGGCUAGUGAUUAUGCUAUAGGAGAAUUUAAACAUUUAAGAAGAUUAUUGUUUUAUUCAGGACAUGAAUCUUAUAGGAAGAACAGCAAUUUAAUUCUAUUUAACUUUUACAAGAAUUAAUUAUAUAUUGGAGCUUUUUUCUUUUUUGGUUUUUCAAAUGGAUUUAGUGGGCAAAAUCUAUAUGAUUAAUGGCUGUCUUAAAUUUUUAAUGUAUUUUUUACAAGUUUACCUAUUAUUUUAUAUGCUCUAUUUGAUGAGAAAUAUCCAAAUUCAAAUUAUAUGCAAUUAGUUUAGGAUAAGGCAAAUUUCUUAGAAUCUAGACCAGAUAUUUACAGGGAGUAUUUGACAAAGCCUAUCUUUAAUUUAGUGUCCUUUUGGCAAUAAUUCUUAUGGGGUUUGUUAUAAGCAAUAUUAUUGAUGGUGAUUUCAUUUUAUGCAUUUGAACCUAUUUCCCCACAUGUUCAUGGAUAGAAUUCUACCUACUUAGAAGCUGGAAUGACUAUAAUGAGUGCUGUUGUAUUUAUUGUAAAUUUUAAAGUGCUACUUCUACACAAUACUGUAAAUAUUAUAUAUUAAUAUUUUCUAGAAUUAUCCCAUUAUAGUUUAUAUAAAUAUUGGAUCAACAACUUGUUUUAUAUUAUUUUUCUUACUUUUCUCACAAUACCCUUUUUUUGAAAGUUUUGAUCUCUUUCAACGAUUGUAUGAGUGUUUUAAUUAUUAUUUGGCUAUGAUAUUGAUGUUGACUGUAACUAACUUUUUUGAUCUCGGAAGACAAAGAUACAAUUACUUUGUGGAAUAAUAUAGAGAGCAAUAGUAAAACAAUCCACCAAAUUAAUUAGAAAUUGAAAUGUGA
Messenger RNA from Paramecium primaurelia, 4911 nucleotides. NCBI's taxonomy places the organism in Eukaryota, Ciliophora, Oligohymenophorea, Peniculida, Parameciidae. The record is from the annotation of a GenBank genome assembly.